UAGAUAACAUUCAGCAGCACUGACUGGUUAUCCUACUAGCAAGCUGUCAUUGCCAUUUUAGCAUCUCCAAAGACAGCAUAACCUAUAGCGGACCGUUCGCUUCGGGAAAAUCCCAUAAUCAUCAGCAGCAUCAGCAUCAACAAGAAGAGUAGGAUACGGAGGAUUUAAGCGAUUUGACGAUACGUUUCAUCAUCGCCGCGUUUGCAUUGGUCUCUCGGAAUGCCUUCGUGACGUCAUAAGAGCCAGACGUUCAAUUCGGAGUUUUGAAACAAACACCUGUUAUCUCUCAAACAGACAUCUUGCGCGCGCGUUAACGUUCAACAGAGAAAAGGUUUCCAAAUCGCGCUCCACACGCCCACUGCGGGCACACUGAAGCCGUCUAAUCUCCGGCAGCCAAACUAAAGCCGUUUAGGGAUCCAUUUAGUGAUAAGCCCGACCAGAUAACAUGGAUGGUGAAGAAUUUGCAAUGACGAGAGCAACCAUGGCUGUGUUUGUAUGGCGUGGAGACUAAAAUCAGCCGGCAUCGAGCGCGUUAUUAUUAAUAAAUCAGGCUUUGCGCAUCAGUCUCGGACUUUGCUUUCUGGAUUUCCAGUAGGAAACGUAUCCAUAGCUACGCGACUAUGGGCAAAGACGAAUGCAAAACCAUGUUGGAUGCGCUGAAUAAAGUCACGGCUUGUUACAGGCAUCUUGUCAUCGCUUUGGGCAGCACGUCGGAUUCACAAAAUCUACGUGAGGAGCUGAAAAAGACCCGCAAAAAAGCGCAGGAGCUGGCGGUGGCCAACCGGACUAAACUGACGGCUCUCCUGAAAGACAAGAGCAUCAGUAAAGAUGACCGCGCUGAAUAUGAGCGGCUCUGGGUGCUCUUCACCAGCAGCGUGGAGCUACUGGAGGUGGACAUGAAACGAUCGCUGGAGAUCGGCCAGGAUUUCCCGCUGAAAGUGCCGACGAGACAUCUCAUCCAGACCGGGAUGACCGGAAGCACCACGACCGUGGCCGCGCGAGCCAUGAGCGUCCAAAACAUGAAGUACGAAGGCGACGCGAACAUCGACACCGCCGAUCUCAAAGACCUGGAGACUGAGAUCGCGCAGGUGGACCAGAUGAUGGAGGAGAUGGAGAUGAAGGUCCAGGUGGCCCCGUGGGCCGUGGAGGCGAAACAGGAAGCAGGCGCAGAGUUAAAAUCCACAGUCAGUGUUGGAAACUCGUCUGUCGGUGUGAUUUCAAUUUGCGAGGAGGAACCCAAAGAAACGGUGGAUGGAGAAACUGAUCUGAUGAAAGUAUUCGCAGGCAUCAUUUUCACUGCUGUUUUACUGAUUGCUGGGAUUCUGGGAUAUCUUGUGAUUAAUCUUUGAAUCAAGAUGCUCUCCGGAGAUUGUGAUAUGUGUAUAAUUUUACCUUUCAGGAUGACAGUGGCUCAGGGCUUUAGAUUUUGUGUGUGAAUGUACAUGAAGGCAACAAUACAUGUAGGAAUGUAUGUGUGAAGGUGUAUGAUGUCUUAAUGCUCUUGGUGUGGAGAUCACAUCACCUUGCCAACAUUUGGAUGGGAAGUGUUAAUAAAAUACAUCAGUGUUUGAAUGGAAUACCUAAAAGAUUAUUUGUCAGUAGAGUUGCAAAAUUCCAGGAAUAUUCAAGGCUGGAAACUUUUUAUUGGGAAUUAAUGGGAAUAAACUGGGAAUUAGAAAAAAAAAUGCAAAGUUGCCUAUAGCAGGGAACUUAAAUGUAGUUAUAAAAAUCUUGCAUUAUAAUUUUGUCACAUGCACACAUCAUUGUGACCACACCCCCUGUAUGUACUUGCAUUUUCUUUCAUAACAUCCAUAGAUUUCUUGAAUCUGGCACACAAAAUAAUAUCAAUAUGUACAUCUUUGCAUGUAUUCAAGUACAUUACAUACAAUUCCUUGUGCCGUGUGAAAUCUAGUGUGCAACAACAUUACCGUAUUUUCCGGACUAUAAGUUGCUCCGGAGUAGUCGCAUCAGUCAAAAAAUGUGUCAUGAAAAGGAAAAAAACUAUUUGAAACUAUUUAAAACUAUAAGUCGCAUUUAUUUAGAAAAUUAUUAUUCUUUUUGGGGGCAUUUUGUUUGAUAAGUCUUUCUCUGUUUUCUUUAAAGGUGCAGUGUGUAAUUUUUAGAAAGAUCUCUUGACAGAAAUGCAAAAUGAUAUACAAAACUAUAUUAUCAGGGGAGUAUAAAAACCUUUUUAUAAUGAACCAUUAUGUUUUUAUUACCUUAGAAUUAGACGUUUUUAUCUACAUACAAGAGGGUCCCCUUACAUGGAAGUCGCCAUUUUGUGCCGCCAUGUUUCUACAGAAGCCCUUAAUGGACAAACUUUUUUACCAAGUUGUCUCCGACAAUUACAUGUUUUUCUGGUGGCGGCUACCGUAGCUUCUCUAUGCGUUUCAAAAGUGAGGGGUGAGUAGUGGACUGCGCCGUUGGUUGCAUUUUGCAACCUCACCACUAUAUGCCGCUAAAAUUUACACACUGCACCUUUAAAUUAAUGUUUUAGUUAACAUUUUUUUUGCGGUAGGAUACAGGAGCAACAUAUAGCGCCCUCUCGUGGCUGUAGAUGGUAAUGUUUUCUUUUGGUUCAUGUUAGUCAGUAUGCAUUAAUUUUGACAUAUAAGUCGCACCUGACUAUAAGUCGCAGGACCAGUCAAACUAUGAAAAAAAAUGUGACUUAUAGUCCGUAUAAUACGGUAUAUAAUUGUAAAGACAAACACACUGACUGAGAAAACAGGUGGGAUGAUUUAAGAAAGUACCCAUACAAAAAAAAAAAAACACUCAAAAGUGUAGACAAAUUAGUUACUAUUUGUAAUGUUUUUGAAGUCUCAUGUUCCUCAAGCCUGGGUUUAUUUGGUACAAAAAAGAUCAAAUAAAUCAAGCUUGAUGAGCGUAAGUAACCGGAUUUUUUUAGCACGGAUACAUUGCAUGCAUGUGAUAUACUUUAUAUACAAUUUCCAAAAUUUCAGAAUAAUUCCCAUAAAUUCCCGUUAAGUUUCCAAUUUGAAAUAUUUCCAUGAAAAGUUUCUGGAUUUUUACCAGAAACUUUCAGCCCCUUUGCAACCCUAUUUGUCAAUGUGUAUGGUUCCUUAAAGAACCCUUAACAUACAGAGAAACUUUCUGUUGCACAAUAUGGUCUUUGAAGAAAAUAUGUUUUUCAGACAGUUCUUUAUAGGGAACCAAAUCAAAACUAAAGUGUUUAACAGGGGUUUAUCAACAGAUCAUAAUGAGGUGUGAGAGAUUUUGUUAAGCACUAAGAAUUCACUUCUUCACUUAUAGCACAAAGUAUGUCAUGAAAAUGUAGAUUUAUUUAUGCUAGAAUAUACGCUCUUAAUUCGUUGUUGGGGAUAUCAGUAGGCCUAAAUAAUUUGGGCUUCAUCACUGGAUGUAGACCCACAAGCUGAAGUUUACAACUUUUGUUACACUUGGACCGAGCAGCAAAUGUUCCUCGGUUUAUAUAGAUAGCUCACAUAUCAUUGUAUUUUUGAAGAUUUUGGUAUCCUCUGAGGAUUUACACCAUCAGAUGAACAAGAUGUUCUUGUUGGUCCCUCAGUAAACUAUUGUUGUAUGUCUCUCAGUUCCAACACUGUUUCAUCACUGGAGAAAUAGACCUUUGGUGGUGUAUCUCUGCAUACGCACUGUAAAAAACUGUAAAACAACUUGGUUUUGUCAAUUCAACCUACUAUUUUAAGUUUUAACCUGUGAUAAGUUUAGAUAACUUAUAAAAACAAGUUUAAUUUUUUGAACUUAAUUUGUUAAAGUAACAAAAAUAUAUGUUGAUUUGACAAAAAUGCUGCAUUUUUUAA
Messenger RNA from Paramisgurnus dabryanus, 3797 nucleotides. RefSeq names its product regulator of G-protein signaling 9-binding protein. NCBI's taxonomy places the organism in Eukaryota, Metazoa, Chordata, Actinopteri, Cypriniformes, Cobitidae. The record is from RefSeq and is a predicted model, not a curated record.